GUCAAGCAAAAUAGCCAUAUGCAAUAUAACAAGGAAGAUCAUGCUGGAUGAUAGGUCCUGUAUUGCACCUGUUGCAGAGCUCUGGUUUAGGAUGUGUGUUUAGGUGCGUUGACCGCAAGGUUCCACUCAUGCCUUUUUUUCUUGAUAUAUAAUCUUCAUUAGUUACAAUAGAUGAUGAAGCAUUAGAUUUUACACUUUAAAAAAAAUUUCCCAUUUUCUCCUGUUUGGAACCGAUUAAUCUUUAUUAUUCUUACUUUGUUUGAUGACAAAGGACUCUAGAUCUCUUUAUCUACCCCUUUCUCUA
This is a messenger RNA of Phytomonas sp. Hart1, 304 nucleotides long. Lineage: Eukaryota; Euglenozoa; Kinetoplastea; Trypanosomatida; Trypanosomatidae. The record is from the annotation of a GenBank genome assembly.